AUGGACGAUAGUGAACCUCAAAGGACCGCUUCCGGCUCCAUCGGCCAAUUUUCGUUCGCGCCGGCGACGCGAACUACUGUCGUGACCACCACCACUACUACUACGACUACAUUUCCUCCCUUAUUCAUCAAGCCACCACGCGCGGCCCGAGAACUCGACCCCAAGCUAUACCCUCUGGCUUCGUCUCCUACACCCUCAGCGUUGAAAAAUAUCAGGUUUGACGUCGGAGGCAAGUCCGUUGUUUUUAACGAGCCUGAUGAUACUACGGCGACCAUAGAAGAGAUCACCGAAAGGAAUGAUGCUUUGAGGGCCUCCAACGGUGUAAUUCGGUCGGUUACCUCUUUUAGCUCUGAAGAUAGCCAGCCGUCGCGUCGGUUCGCCGCCCCACGAAUUUCAAGCCACCCAUCGCCUGUCCCAACCAGCUCGAAGCGUAGGCCACUAUCACUUGCGGACUCCCGGCAAGGACCUCUGAGAACGCAGUCAACCCGAGUUCCAUCUGAGCCUUUGAUUCGUUCCUCUCGAUCCCAUGGCGGCAUUUCUUCAUACCCAAGGUCCGCCGGAUUGGCAACACCCGAGACAGAAAGCGGUAGCUUCAGUUCUCAAGACAGUAUUGCGUCGCGGCGGAGAAUUCACAGCGCAAACUACCCCCGAAAGGAAACCCUGCUUCGGUCUCCAUUAUCUUCAGAAGUCGAAACCCAGGGCGACCUAUCUGUUCUACAUGCUAGAAAAGACCCUCCUCGUACCAGGACUAUCGUUUCCGAGAGAAGCAGACAUUUUUCGCGCCCUUUGGUUUCAGACCCCUCGGAUUCAACAAUUCACGAGGACCACGAUUUGGAAACUUCAGAGAGCCAAGAUACUGAAUUCAACCCGGAUUCCCUUUCGCAGAGUCGCUCCAUAGACUCUACUUCGCAAUUAACACUCAUUGACAAUGUACUUGCGCAAGAUAUGUGUUUGCCCAGUCCGAGUUUAUCGCCGGUGGCAGCCAUGAACGCCAUGCAUGCCGAAUCCUCCUUUGACUCUGCCGAAGACCCUGAAGAUGAAACGGAUUCGAGCUUUGAACAAAUCGAUUCGCAGCUUGCCGAUUCGUCUACAAAGGCCCUGAGUGCUCCUCCCGCCCCUGUGGCUGUCGACCCGAACCCUGACAACUUACCCCCGGCAGCUAGGAUGCCCGGUGCGUCGUCGUUGAUGGAUAUACCAAAUGUUGUGAACUUUUUUGACUCAAUGCCGGAAGAAAUGAAGACCUAUCUCAUGUACCAGCUCCUCAAACGCUGUCCCAAGCCGACUCUGCACUUUGUCGCCGAUGUUGUGAACCCAGCUUUGAAAUGCGACUUCCUCACGCUUCUCCCACCAGAGUUGAGUUUGAACAUUGUGAAAUAUUUCGAUGCACAAACUAUGUGCCGUGCUUCCCAAGUCUCGAAGAAAUGGAGGCACAUCAUUAAUUCGGACGAGAAAUCGUGGAAAGAGCUUUUCGAUCGGGAUGGCUUUUCGCUUCCGGAAGGAGAGUUGCAACGUGCUAUUAGGGAGGGCUGGGGCUGGCAGUUUCCUAGCGGGCUAGAAGAUUACGAAAAGGACCUCAGCCUCUCAACUUUUAGCAAACUCGAUUCAGAGCCUUCUGGUUCUGCUCUAUCACCACUUGCCGGACCAAGCGAUAGAUCGACGUCUGUUAAUCGUCGACCGAAGAGGAAAGCGAAUACUCGGGUCUCGAGCAGGAAGCUGGCUAAGCGAAAGAUCUCAUCGAGCGGCACUGAUCAAUCGGACUCCUCAGAUUGGAAAAGGGAAGUGUCAAUGACAGAAGGCCCAUACGCUGCCGCCAAUGCUGCCGCCGCGGCUGUCCCGUAUCCAGAUAUUGGUCUUCCAUCCCUUAGGGGCCUUCAUUUGUACAAGUCCCUUUAUCAGCGGCAUUAUUCUGUGCGCAAGGGUUGGAUGAAACCGGGAGUGAAGCCAAGGCAUAUUGCGUUCCGUGCCCACGACCGUCAUGUAGUCACAUGCCUUCAAUUCGAUACGGACAAAAUUCUGACGGGCAGCGACGACACAAAUAUCAACGUGUAUGACACGAAGACAGGCGUUCUAAGGGCAACUCUUGAGGGACACGAGGGUGGUGUGUGGGCACUCGAAUAUUACGGCAACACUCUAGUUUCUGGAUCAACGGACAGAUCCGUCCGUGUCUGGGACAUUGAAAAGGCACGAUGUACUCAAAUAUUCCACGGCCAUACAUCAACUGUCCGUUGUCUGCAAAUAGUCCUACCCGUCGAGGUCGGGAAGAAAGCAGAUGGUACACCUGAGAUGAUGCCCAAGGAGCCACUGAUCAUUACAGGCUCACGAGACUCAAACCUACGUGUGUGGAAGCUUCCCAAACCUGGCGACCCAGGCUACUAUCAGAGCGGCCCCCAUGUGGGCGAUGCUGAUUGUCCUUAUUUUGUCCGUGUGCUCACCGGUCACCAACAUUCCGUCCGCGCAAUCGCAGCCCAUGGCGACACUCUAGUAAGCGGGAGUUAUGACUGCACCGUGCGAGUUUGGAAGAUUUCGACCGGAGAGACUGUUCACCGGCUGUCAGGCCAUUCUCUGAAAGUGUAUAGCGUGGUUCUUGAUCAUAAACGCAACCGUUGUAUAAGUGGCUCCAUGGACAACAUGGUCAAAGUUUGGUCUCUGGAGACUGGCUCGAUUUUAUACAACUUGGAAGGCCAUACGUCGCUUGUUGGUCUCCUGGAUCUCAAGUGUGAUCGUCUUGUCUCGGCAGCUGCAGACUCGACUCUCCGAAUUUGGGACCCUGAGACUGGUCAAUGCAAGAGCAUGUUGAGUGCCCACACUGGGGCAAUUACAUGUUUCCAGCAUGAUGGCCAGAAGGUCAUUUCAGGCUCCGACCGAACUCUGAAGAUGUGGGAUGUACGAACCGGGGAAUGUGUUCGGGACCUUCUCACAAACCUCGGAGGAGUGUGGCAAAUCAAGUUCAAUGACCGUAGAUGCGUUGCUGCAGUGCAGCGUGAUGGCAUGACUUAUAUCGAGGUUCUUGAUUUCGGGGCUUCACGCGAUGGUCUUCCAGAAGAUCAACUAGGCAGACGCAUCGUCGUCAAUCGAUCGGGCCAGGAAGUCAGUGAUACCGACGAAGAUUAUGAUCUCUCCGAUGCAUAG
Messenger RNA from Aspergillus mulundensis, 3129 nucleotides. RefSeq lists its product as uncharacterized. Gene Ontology annotation, molecular function: protein binding. Lineage: Eukaryota; Fungi; Ascomycota; Eurotiomycetes; Eurotiales; Aspergillaceae. The coding region runs from base 1 to 3129 and encodes 1042 amino acids. The transcript has 3 exons. The record is from RefSeq and is a predicted model, not a curated record.